This is a messenger RNA of Schistosoma intercalatum, 768 nucleotides long. Lineage: Eukaryota; Metazoa; Platyhelminthes; Trematoda; Strigeidida; Schistosomatidae. The record is from the annotation of a GenBank genome assembly.
CUUUAUAUGGCGCUUGUUUAGUUCGAUACAAACGUGUCGGCGACCUGACGUUUGGUUUCAACUAUGCCUGUUAGUAAGAAUGCAAAGAUCAGCCAGCAUGUUAAUUAUAGGAUUAGAUGUACCAUGCAAGAUGGCCGGCAACUAGUAGGGACGUUCAAAGCUUUCGAUCGUCACAUGAAUAUAAUAUUGUGCGAUUGCGACGAGUUUCGCCAAGUCAGAAACAAGACAGCAAAGCAAGACAAGGAUCGCCAGGAAAAACGGGCUCUAGGCCUUGUUCUUUUGCGAGGUGAACAUGUUGUUACUAUGAAUGUAGAUGGUCCCCCACCUCCUGAAGAUGCCGCCCGAGUUCCGCUCCCUACAGCAGGUGCUUGGUCAACUGGAGUUAAGCCAUUGACUGGUAUUGCUGUCGGGCGCGGCAUGCCCCUUGCGACCCCAGCAGCAGCUAUCGCCCCAGCUCCACCCGCUGGUUUAGGUGGGCCAGUUUGGGGAGUCGGAGCACCAGCACCGGGUCUGAUGCAGCCACGAGCGCUUCCUGGCAUGCCACCUCCACCUCCUCCCCCUGCAGGCGCACCAACUGCGGCGUUCGGUCGUGGAAUGCCAACUGUCACCGCUGUACGAGGAUAUCCUCCUCCUCCACCUCCACCUCCUCCUGGAUAUCAUUGAGACGCAAUCUGACUCAUGGUAUCUAUCCCAGAUAACCACUUAUUAUCGCGGAGAAGUUUUGUAAAAGCAUUUACUUGUUUCAAUAUACUUUUUUAAGCACUUUGA